Messenger RNA from Eimeria mitis, 333 nucleotides. Its product is annotated as CAM kinase, CDPK family TgPK1, putative. The coding region runs from base 1 to 333 and encodes 110 amino acids. The transcript has a single exon. The record is from RefSeq and is a predicted model, not a curated record. NCBI's taxonomy places the organism in Eukaryota, Apicomplexa, Conoidasida, Eucoccidiorida, Eimeriidae.
AUGAAGGACGAAGCCAGAGACUUAGAUCUGCUGCACUCCAAGGUGCGCAGCCUGCGGGACAAGCUGCAGGCCCGUGCUGCGCGAGCCCUAUCCAGCAGCAGCAGCAGCAGCAGCAGCAGCAGCAGCAACAGCAGCAGCAGCAGCAGCAGCAGCGGGAACGGUAGCCGCAGCAGUCACCGGGAGGUGAUGAUUGCACAGCCAGUGCGGCUCAGAAGCGGCGAGGAACGAGACUCCCCUCCAGCUGAGCAGCAGCAGCAGCAGCAGCAGCAGCAGGAGCAGCAGCAGCAGCAGCAGCAGCAGCAGCAGCAGCAGCAAAUACCCGUCACAGGCUGA